Messenger RNA from Zasmidium cellare ATCC 36951, 402 nucleotides. RefSeq lists its product as uncharacterized. Lineage: Eukaryota; Fungi; Ascomycota; Dothideomycetes; Mycosphaerellales; Mycosphaerellaceae. Bases 1 to 402 code for a protein of 133 amino acids. The transcript has a single exon. The record is from RefSeq and is a predicted model, not a curated record.
AUGUACACCACCGCCUUUCUGACCACCAUCCUCGCCGCCCUGGCCUCUGCAGCUCCAACAACCUCUAACCUGGCCGCACGAGACGACACAUACUACGGCGUCGGAUUGACCAUCAAAACAACCGACGCCUUUACUCAACCACCAGUCUACGAGCCCGCACCUGUCGAGAUCAGCGUGCUCACGUCUCUGGGCAACGUUUCCGCCUCGGAAAUCAAAUUCGACGUCCCCGUCGCCUCCCACGUCGACGUCAACCAGGUCGAGUGCAGGGCUUACAAGGACGAUGCUGGUGUCGUUCCUGGCAGCGCGCCGUUCAACGCGAAGACGCCGGCCGAGUUGAGCACGAACCUUGUUACUGUUGCGAGUGUGCUCUGCUAUGUUGUCACUGAGGCCGAGAAGGUUUAA